AUGGACCAAGAAGAGCGAAUUGAAUCAUUUCCAGGGGACUCAGAGUCUCGCCAUAAUUUAUUUCCAAACAGAACAGACACUGCCGAUUUAUCGCUACAAGUGCUCCAUUCAACAACACCGUUUCAGGAGUCACAGCCAAGCCUUGAUGCAAGUUUGUUUGAUUCUCUCUUUUCCACCACUAGCACAUGGGAAUCCACCCACUCGACAAAUCUCGCACUGUGCUCAUCAAAUAUUUCGAGUUCUAUCGACAGCACGGAAAACAUUCCAGUGGAAACCGACUCGGACGCAACCGAAACAGAUAGCCUGCAAAUACUGGAAGAAUUCACGCUUCCAUUCUCGACCCCACAGUCACUCGCAGAGAAUGUCCCACUUGUCUUAGCCAAACACAGCAUGGAAAUAAUCUUCCGAGUUCUUCGCACUUGGCCAAAGAUGCUAGCGGAGGAAUUUCAAGCGCCGCCACUAUUCCAUGCAACUCAACUCGCACCCGGAAUGAAAUUGCCUUUGCCAUUGGCAACUUGCAUAACGCUGACGAAGAUGUGGAAAGGAACGUGCGAGGGUGCAGAAGAUCUAGUUCGAAAGACAAUACUGCAUGAGCUAGGAAAUCUCGUGGAUCGAGACCAAUCUGAAACUCUCGAGGGAACAGAACUCAUCGCAGUCUUACAAUCAGUAGUAAUCUACGCAAUCAUACUAAUCUCGCCAUCGAAUAAUUUGAAAAACCCACUACCCGACCAUAACGAGAUAUUCCGCAAAGUCGAACUACUAAUCUACCAAGUUGUCCGUAACGGGUUAUUCUUGCAAGAAGAGCGUGACCAAAAACGUCCUACCUGGGCAGACUGGAUAGAUGUGACAUCGAAACGUCGUGCCGUGCUUUCAUUAUAUCUGCUUCACUGGGCGUAUUCGGUUUUAUACCGUGUGCCCUGCUUCGACUGUGCGGAUCUGGGUUUCAUGCCUGCACCAGCACCAAAAGUACUCUGGCAAGCAAGCACUGAGCGGGAGUGGGAUACCAGGUAUAUUCAGUGGUUAGGGCGAUGGAGUGGGAAGUUGUAUUUGCAGGCGGAGUUGGGUUGGAUUCAACCGGGUGCUGUGAUGAAUGGAAGGGCCGAAAGGUGGCUGGAGGAAUCGGAUGAGUUUGGGUUCAUUAUGAUUUCUAUUGUGAAUGCGGCCGAUUAUGAUCCUCCUGGGCUCAAAGCACUUGCUUCAUAG
This is a messenger RNA of Penicillium waksmanii, 1203 nucleotides long. RefSeq lists its product as uncharacterized. The coding region runs from base 1 to 1203 and encodes 400 amino acids. The transcript has 3 exons. Lineage: Eukaryota; Fungi; Ascomycota; Eurotiomycetes; Eurotiales; Aspergillaceae. The record is from RefSeq and is a predicted model, not a curated record.